Molecule: messenger RNA, 1815 nt
Organism: Alligator sinensis (Chinese alligator)
Lineage: Eukaryota; Metazoa; Chordata; Crocodylia; Alligatoridae
Product: kinesin-like protein KIF26B
Exons: 3
Coding region: 956-1585 (209 amino acids)
Biological process (GO): microtubule-based movement
Molecular function (GO): microtubule motor activity
Source: RefSeq, a predicted model, not a curated record
GCACAGAAUUUGGCAGGCUUGCAAAAUCACCUUCGUGAAAGCCCUGAGGAUUGGCAACUAACCAAUAACUGCAGUGGAAGCAAUAAGGGUUUUUUAUUGUUUAUUUGUUAUUGUUUUCCUUCUUCUGUUUUUGAAGGAAGCAAGCAAAAAAAAUGUACAAAUGCCAAUCAAGAAAUACUGCAAAAUAAAAUGGACCCCCUUCAGCAGCUAAGGUAUGGCACAGGACUGCAGUGAGGCUCUGGCAGUGUUUUCAAAGCCUUCAGAGGCGUCGGUUACAAACGUUUUGCAGCUCCUCUGCUGACCAAGGAGUGUUACGGAGCCACAGUCUUCCCUUUCCUUAUAAAACUGUCAGGCACAAAUGGGCAGAAGGAUAUUGGCUGCAAGGGACUCAGAAGCUCCUCCCAGAGACUGGAUCCUGAUAUUUUUGGAGGAUUUCUUUUAACUCAGUUACAAACCUUGGUGAAGGAAACAAGUUUCCACAGCACCAUAGCAGAGGGAGAAAGCUCUGCUUCCAAGGGAGAGCCUAGCUCUCUUCUUCUUGCUCUUUUACCUUCCUCGAGCUACCUUGGAUGUGCUUAUUCAUCUCACUUGUGGAGGAAAACUGCACGGUGUGGCUGGAAGCAAUGCUGACACUCUGGAUGUUGCUCUUCCUAGGAAAGCCGGGAGUGUAAAGGGAUAGAGAAGACAAUGAGGGAACAAACGAUUCGAUGAAACAACAAAUCCUUAACAUUAUUAUUGGGGGGGGGGGGGGGUUUCUCCCUGAGAAUUGAUGGUGCUUCUGGGCUCGGUGUUUUUUUGGAGGGGAGAAAAAGGCUGAAUUCAGCGCAGAGCUAUCUCUCCAGCGGGCGAGUGGUACUGGAUUGAACCUUCCCUUGCGGAUGUAAAGUGGGAAUUUGGAGGAAAUUCUCCUGGUUAUCACAAAAAAACCCAACCAACCCCAAACCCCCGAACCAUCAUGAAUUCUGUGGCUGGGAAUAAAGAGAGAAUUGCAGUCACAACCCGCAGCAGGAAAUACGGGGACCUGGCUUUCUCCUCAGUAAUUCAUGACAAACUCCAAGUUCCCAAUACUAUUCGGAAGGCGUGGAAUGAGAGGGACAAUAGAUGCGAUGUUUGUGCUACCCACCUGAACCAGCUGAAGCAGGAAGCCAUUCAGAUGGUGCUGACACUCGAGCAGACUGCCAACACUGAACCCUAUGAUGCCUCUCCGGGCUCUCCUCCACCCAUCUCCAAUAUUCCCACCUUAGUGGGUUCCCGACACAUGGGCAGCCUGCAGCCCAGAGAUUGGGCAUAUGUGCCUACUCCCUAUGCUACAUCUAAUUACACAAACUUUGUUGCCAAUAAGCACAGUGGGAAACCCAAUAGCCUUGGAAUCAUCAAUGGGGUAGAGAAGAAAAAUGGUUCCCCUGGACACCAAGCCAAGGUCAGCCUGCAAAUGGCCACCAGCCCCAGCAAUGGCAACAUCCUGAACUCAGUGGCUAUCCAAGCUCACCAAUACCUUGAUGGCACCUGGUCCUUGUCACGAACAAAUGGGGUCACUUUGUAUCCCUACCAGAUGAUAUGCUGGUGCGAGGUGAGGAGGAAAUAGCCAGAGGCUGAUAUAAUUUUGAAAUGUGAUUCCAUAGUGCCAUCAUAUAAAACCAUUACCUUCUUCUCUAUAAAGGGUUUCUGAAGGCCAUUGAAAUGUGAUGUCUGAUCCUUUGCUGGGAUAAUUCUCUUUAAAUCAACAGAUUUAAGGGGGGAAAAAAGAGUUUGGCCAGUUAUCCUUUUGUAGUAAAUUGUGCUGUACUUGCUGCUAAAAUAAAAGUUAAAAGCUGA